Molecule: messenger RNA, 2166 nt
Organism: Cygnus atratus (black swan)
Lineage: Eukaryota; Metazoa; Chordata; Aves; Anseriformes; Anatidae
Gene: CALU
Product: calumenin
Exons: 7
Coding region: 99-1046 (315 amino acids)
Cellular component (GO): endoplasmic reticulum
Molecular function (GO): calcium ion binding
Source: RefSeq, a predicted model, not a curated record
GGGGGAAGGCCGAGCGGCGUGGCGCGGCGCCCACUUCCGGUCGGCGGAGCGGGAGGGGAGAGCGGGCGGCGGCGGCACCGGCGGGCGCAGCGGUCACCAUGAGCAUCCAGCAGCUCCUCCUGUGCCUGUCCCUCUGGGUGGCCUGCGUGUCGGCCAAGCCCACGGAGAAGAAGGACCGGGUGCACCACGAGGCGCAGCUCAGCGACAAGGUGCACGACGACGCCCAGAGCUUCGACUACGACCACGACGCCUUCCUGGGCGCCGACGAGGCCAAGACCUUCGACCAGCUGACGCCGGAGGAGAGCAAGGAGAGGCUGGGAGUGAUUGUAGAUAAGAUAGACACGGAUAAGGAUGGGUUUGUGACGGAGGGGGAGCUGAAAGCCUGGAUUAAGAAGGCCCAGAAGAAGUACGUGUAUGACAGUGUCGAACGCCAGUGGCAGGAGUUCGACUUGAACCAAGAUGGAUUUAUCUCCUGGGAUGAGUACAGAAACGUGACAUAUGGCACCUACCUCGACGACCCGGACCCCGACGACGGCUUCAACUACAAGCAGAUGAUGGUGCGGGACGAGCGGCGCUUCAAGAUGGCCGACAAGGACGGCGACCUGACGGCCACCAAGGAGGAGUUCACCGCCUUCCUGCACCCCGAGGAGUACGACUACAUGAAGGACAUCGUGGUGCAGGAGACCAUGGAGGACAUCGACAAGAACGGGGACGGCUUCAUCGACCUGGAGGAGUACAUCGGUGACAUGUACAGCCACGACGGCGACACCGAUGAGCCCGAGUGGGUGAAGACGGAGAGGGAGCAGUUUGUGGAGUUCCGGGACAAGAACCGCGACGGCAAAAUGGACAAGGAGGAGACCAAGGACUGGAUCCUGCCCUCGGACUACGACCACGCCGAGGCGGAAGCGCGGCACCUCGUCUACGAGUCCGACCAGAACAAGGACGGGAAGCUCACCAAGGAGGAGAUCGUGGACAAGUACGACCUGUUCGUGGGGAGCCAGGCCACGGACUUCGGGGAGGCCUUGGUGCGGCACGACGAAUUUUAAGACCUGUACAGAGAAACCCGUUUCUUAAAUAAUUUAUUUUUUACAGUUUCUGGAUUAUCAUGAGAAACAUUUUCGCUACUGAGACUGUUAUUUCAGGCUAUGAGGUGAAAACGAAAUCUCUCUCCCGUCCUUUUUUUUUUUUUUUUUUUCCUUUUUUCCCCAAAGGAGUGGGGACUCGGUGUUCUGAAAACCGACCUCUCAUUAUGACACUUUGUGGUUUUUAGAUUUACACUUUGUUUUAUGGUCUAACGAGCUCUGUUUAUUUUUGUAUUGUUUUGGUUCCAUGUGAAGUGAAGAACACGUAUCCCGAGAGCUAGCGGCAGAGCAGCGCUGAGGGUUUUCCCCCCCGCCCUGCCUCCCUCUCCCCCUCUUUGAUUUUUGUACGUCCUUAGCUGCAGCCUUGGAAGGAGGAAAAGAAAACAAAAAGUGAAGCCCCGAGAUGAUAAAAGCGAGCCCCAGAACAACGAACGCUGCCCCGAGGAGAGGAGGCGAAGGGCACCCCCGCGGCCCCGGCUGCUCCCCACGACUCCGGGCCCACCCUCGCCCUUCUCCGCUCCCCAGCGGGAUCCGGCUCGGCCGAACAACCCCGGGGACGGCGCCGCGUCCGCCCGCCCUCCUGGCGCGCCUUCAGAGCCCGCCGCCGCCGCUCCUAGUAAGGCAAGCGAGCGCGGGGCCGCUUCGGGCGCUGCUCCGGGCUCGGGGGAGGCCUCCGACCGCCUCCCCUGCACGCCCAGCGCCGCUCCAAGUGCCUUCAUCCACCCCGCGCGGGGCCGAGGACGGGGGGCAGCGUGAAGGGAAGCUCCCCAAAGCUCCGCCGUGUCCCCCCCCCGGGAGCACCCCGUCCUCCUCUCGCCGCGGGCGCUGCAGCGGCUCAGCCCCGGGGUCCGAAGCGCGGCUGCUGCGCGUUGUGUACUCGUGCUAUCUCAUGUAACCCUCUGAAGUAACACUUUUGAUAUAACUCGAACCCAGCCUUGGCCUGGAGGAAACUCGGGGGGGGGGCUCGGAGCCGCGCGUGCCUCCCCCUAUCCCCCCCCCCCAGCACCGGGGACCCCCUGCGGAGUGGGACCUGGGCUCUGCGCGGCCCCGAGCGUCCGGCUGUCAAUAAAACCGUUUCCAUUCA